Monopterus albus (swamp eel) is the source of this 1567-nucleotide messenger RNA. Its product is annotated as proteinase-activated receptor 1-like. Gene Ontology annotation, biological process: blood coagulation; phospholipase C-activating G protein-coupled receptor signaling pathway; positive regulation of Rho protein signal transduction. Gene Ontology annotation, molecular function: thrombin-activated receptor activity. Bases 254 to 1567 code for a protein of 437 amino acids. The record is from RefSeq and is a predicted model, not a curated record. The transcript is spliced from 2 exons. Gene Ontology annotation, cellular component: plasma membrane. Lineage: Eukaryota; Metazoa; Chordata; Actinopteri; Synbranchiformes; Synbranchidae.
CGUUUGGUUCUGACACUGGUUUACUGGAUCCCGCUGCUGCUGCUGUGCGACGGGAAAGGUGACAUCAGGGCCGAGGAACGCGCCUGUGCCAGCAGGCCGCAGUGGGCUGGGCGGACACUGCGCGCACGGUGCGCGCGUCAGCGGCCGAGGGUCCGCAGCAGAAAGAGCUUGCGAGACGAGCGAGCAGCCCGGACCCGCUACAAGUGGAUUAACUGUAUCAAACGCUGCUUUUCUGUCAGUUUUCCUCAGCAAAAUGUUUCCAGUGGAUCCGAAAACCUCACUGUUGGUUCUGGUUUGUGCGUUUGCUGCUUCGGCUGCAGCCCGAAACGCCAGUUGGAACGGCAGGACCUUUGUCAUUUUUGACAGUUCAGUCACAGAUGAGCCAAUAGACACGGAUGGUCUUUUUACAGAUGCUAAAGAUAAUCGUAGAAGUGGUUGGGUGCGUAAUGUAACCAACACCAGCAGGCCGGACAUCUCUAAAGAGGCGCUGCUGUUUCUCACGGGGCCUGUGUCCACCAUCCUCAUCCCUUCCUUCUACACCCUGGUCUGCCUCCUCAGCGUGCCAAUCAACAUCUGUGCCAUGUUGGUCUUCAUUCACAGGAUCCAGCCCAAGAAGCCAGCAGUAAUCUACAUGCUGAACUUGGCCUGCGCCGACCUGCUCUUUGCCGCACUGCUCCCCUUCAAGAUCUCCUACCACUUCAGUGGUAACAACUGGAUAUUCGGGCCGAUCAUGUGCCGUGUGGUCACUGCAGCCUUCUACUGGAACAUGUACUGCUCUGUUCUGCUCAUAGCUUGCAUCAGCGUGGACCGGCUUCUCGCUGUGGUCUCCCCCAUCCACUCCCUGACUUGGAGGAGACCACAGAAUGCAGUUAUUGCCUGCGCAGCCAUGUGGAUACUAUCUUUGGCCGGCUCGGUGCCCCUCGUCCUCUCCAACCAGACUGUUCACCUGAAGCAGCUGGACAUCACCACCUGCCAUGAUGUCCAGUCCUCACACAAGGUCAUCUGGCACUACAGAGUCUACUUCAUCACCCUGUGCUGCGCCCUCUUCUUCCUGCCCCUGCUUGUCACAGUGGUGUCCUACACUCGGGUGAUCUGGUCUCUGAGCAGGGUCCCACACGGGUUCCCAGGACGUUCACGCAGAAAAACACGAGCAGUGGUGAUGGCUUUAACAGUGCUGGUGAUGUUUGUGCUGUGUUUCACGCCCACAAACUGCCUGCUGCUCACUCACUACCUGCAGUUUAACGAAGGAGUGGAGAUGAGCCGAGAGACCCCCGACGGCUCCUACGCAGCCUAUCUGGUGUUUAUGUGUCUGGGAAGUCUGAACUGCCUCCUGGACCCCCUGCUCUAUUACUUUGGGUCAUCCCAGUGCCAGAGACAACUGUCCAGCGCCCUGAGGUGUCAGAAGAUCACAGAGGGCAGGAGCAGCACUCAUUUGUCAUCGGAUUUAUGCAAAUCCAGCUCCAGAGCGACUGUGAAAACCAGCUGUACUGAAAGCUCCAAGAUAAACACUCCGCUAAACAAAGUGGACUCUUUCCAAGCAGGCCUAGGGUGUAGAGGAUGGGACUGA